AUGAAGAAGAGCAAUAAUGCAAAUUGCACAUAUUCUAGCAAAGCACAUUGCCAAUCACUCAACAAUAUGGAUAGUACUGUUGUUUUUAACAGUGAUACUAAUAUUAAUAGUCUUGACAGCUAUGUUAAUAUCAGUGAUCCUUCAUUACUUCUCACAUCCCCACACAAUAUCGAUAAAACAAACAAUGGCGAUAUUGUUAAUAAUGAUAGCAUCGUUCACACUAUCGUUGAUCCAUUCUCUGAAACUCUUGUUCCUUGCUCUACAUCUUUAGUUCUAUCAGAUACUGACAGUACCUCUUCUCAAACUGCAAAUAACAGUACAGUAAAGGACAACACCUUGAAUGAUUUGUCCACUCCAUUUUGGAUUAAGCUUAUGAUGCUACAGUUAAGCAACGCACUGGCAUGUGUCCAUUCUAAGAGAAUGAUUCAUAUGGAUGUUAAGCCUGAAAAUAUCCUUGUUAAGAUUGUGAAGGAGGAUAUCAUCUUUCAGCUGUGUGACUUUAACAUUUUCAGGAUAGGAGAAGGUUCCUUUGUCUUAGACGGGGACAAGGUAUACAUGGCACCAGAAAUUUUAAAGAACAGAUGCUUCUUUAAGAGUGAUGUAUACUCCCUUGGAUUAGUCUAUUUGGAAUUGGUGAAUGACACAACUUUGCCGACGUCAGGCGAGGAGUAUAGGAAGCUACGCAAGAAUGAUUUUGAAGGAUGGAGGAUUGAUGAGAUAGGACGGAGAAUGCUAGAGAAGAACCCAUCGGUAAGAUGCAGUGCAAAGGAAGUGGAAGAUUAUUUCCACAAUUUAUUAGCCAAUAGCGACAAUACUGGAUAA
Molecule: messenger RNA, 822 nt
Organism: Vittaforma corneae ATCC 50505
Lineage: Eukaryota; Fungi; Microsporidia; Nosematidae
Product: WEE protein kinase
Exons: 1
Coding region: 1-822 (273 amino acids)
Biological process (GO): protein phosphorylation
Molecular function (GO): protein kinase activity; ATP binding
Source: RefSeq, a predicted model, not a curated record